Carlito syrichta (Philippine tarsier) is the source of this 783-nucleotide messenger RNA. RefSeq names its product vestigial like family member 1 (gene VGLL1). Gene Ontology annotation, cellular component: nucleus. NCBI's taxonomy places the organism in Eukaryota, Metazoa, Chordata, Mammalia, Primates, Tarsiidae. The transcript is spliced from 4 exons. Gene Ontology annotation, biological process: regulation of transcription by RNA polymerase II. The coding region runs from base 1 to 783 and encodes 260 amino acids. The record is from RefSeq and is a predicted model, not a curated record.
AUGAACAGGACGAAGAAGACUGCUGUCCGACUGCCUCAAAAUCGGCAAAAACCUAUAAAGACUGAAUGGAAUUCCCGAUGUGUGCUUUUCACCUAUUUCCAAGGGGACAUCAGCAGCGUUGUGGAUGAGCACUUCUCCAGAGCCCUGGGCAAUAUCGAGAGCUCCCAGGGAUUGAGCCCCUCGAGCCAGAAUGAAGAUGUGAUCCUAAAAAAUGAUAGUGACACGCCUCCAAACCAGUGGCGUUUCUCUUCUCCAAGGACGAAGCCACAGCCAGAAGUAUCUCCUGCAAACCAUGCCACCAACUGCAACUUAAAUGUACCUGGUCCCUUAGCUGUGGAUCUGAUCCCACCGUCCCCUCAGCCUGUGGAGGAGCUGUGGCAUUUCUCCUCCCUAGCCAGUCCCAGCUCCCCAGAGCCUGGCUACUCUCAGGUCUUCCCUGAGGAUCAACUGGGUCCAGAGCCCCAGCCUGAUGAGAAAUGUGAGCCCCUCCUAAGUUUCCUCCAGGAAGACGGAGGCCUAGGCUGUCCUCAGGAAUCUGCCACAAAGGAAGAUUACAAUCCUGUUCAGGCAGCCGGAAGCACGGGAUUACUCCUCAACCUGCCUUCCAGCUCAGCCCACUAUAAGAAAGUACAUGUCUCCCCUGAGCGCGGACCUGCCGGUACCAGCCUUGCACGUGAAAUAACCGUUUCCUUCCUCAUUACUAAGCCCUACCAACCGAAGGCCUCUGAGCUCUUCCACUCUGACUCAGAACAAGAGGCCUGCAUGGCAAGCCCAUCACCCUGA